UUAAAAAAAUUGCCUUUUGAAGUAAGUGUAUAAGGAGAGUUUUUAUAAGAACCUGUAUUGUAAUUAUAGUAGAAAAAUUAAAUUUGAAAAAAAUACACCCAUUACUUUUCAUACCUAAAGACAAUUAGUAAAUUUCUUGGCUACUAGGAAAAACCUACCCAAGUCUCUUUCACUACAUUCUUGGUGAGGUCAAUGUGGCAAACGUUGCCCUGAGUGGGUUGGUUUCUCUGAAUACUCCUGUUUCUUCCACCAAUACAUUCUGUCGUGGUGACAUCUCGCCAAUUUUACAGACAUCUUACCAAUUUUACAGACAUCCAUCUUAACAACCUCAUUACCUACGAGAGAUUAAACCCUAAUUCCAUCCCUGUUUAACCGCAGUUGCACUUUAAAUCUUUACUUGGGAAAACACAUUUGUAUACAUUGCGAAUCCAUAUAGACAGUUUGCUUUUUGUUUGUUCUUCAAAACUUCUUUUAUUUGUUUAAAAACUCUCCUGUUAUUGGUAAGUUGACCAGCCAGUGGCAUCACACUUAUUGUAAUGGGAGGAUAAUCUUACUUGUUUUUAUUUCAGAAAGACCCUUCUUUGCAGCUGGCUACAGGAUUACACAUUACGCGUGGCACGUUCAUAUGUGAAUUUCUGAAUUUUCUCAGGGAUGAAGUGUCUUGGAUCACGCAGCGGCAGGAGCCCGGCCCUGCAUCGUCCCCGGCAGCGAGCGACCUCGCGGAGAGCCCGUGCCUCAGGAGGAGGGAUCAGCAGCAGCAGCAGCGUGGCGGCCGCGGCAACAGGGGCCGGCAGGGCAGCCAACACAGGCCGUCCUCGAUCAGCCUCGCCGACUUCAUGGGCGGCGAGCAGCGGCAGGGCAGGGGGCAGAGGGCCAGGAGCAAGCGGGUCACACCCACCAAGAUAGCAGCAGGUGAUUUUGCUACGUCUCCAACGAAGGUAGAAACCAGCACUAAUUGCUCUCCGAAAUUGUCGAGCAAUAUUCCGUGCAGCCCGGAGCGGGUUCCUCUGGCAGUGGAGCUGAACACCGUCCAGCUGGAUCCCAGCAAGGUCACCAACUCCGAGGAGAUUACUCUCCUGUGUGAUCUGUACAGUUUCCUUCUGGACAACAACUUGGUGACGAGCAUCGUGAAGGAACUGGCCUUUUGCUUGGCUCUCUUGUUUGUGAGGACUACCAAACGUAUUUUCAUAAGUUCUGCCGAUGAGUGCAUCAGGGAGAAACCCAGUAGCAAAGUUCUGGACUCUGUUGAGAACUGCGUGUUCUUCUCCGCCACGAUGCUGCGCCGGCAGAAAGCGUUCCUGAGCAUGCUUGACAGAAAAACUUUGGCCGUGCUGGCAGAGAACACACGGCUGAUGGCUUUCGUACCGGACCUCUGUGCGCACCUGCUGGGACUCGGGGAGGCGUCGUCUGCCGUGUGGGCAUCUCCGUACGUGAGCAGCUACGUGAUGUACCAGGACGACACGGAUACCAGGGCCCACUUCCAGGGCGAGCGCACGUUCAACGCGUUCCGCAGGCACCGCGACCAGUUCUACGAGAUCUACUCGCUGUGGAAGAAGAGCCGCUCGCAGCCGGGCUGGUGCUUCAGCACGGAGCUGGGUGCGAGCGUCGGAGCCUUGCUGGCGAGCUGCACCAACCCUCUGAACCUCUUCCAUUUCACCCGUCUGUUCCGCUGUCAGCUGCAGCUGUCCUGCAUCAACUGUCAGAAUUAUGUCCAGAACCAGCAUCUUGAUGUUGAUUGUCAGUUCCUGGAAGCCGAGAAUUUCCAGGGCAGCGUCUCGUUCUUGAAGCUCGAUCACUUCUCCGGACCAGAAGAAUUUUUCAGGGACUUCAUCUUGGUCGCUACCACGGCAAGUGCUGCGUUCAUCCAGCACCUGACUGACAGCAUGAUUCAUGAGAUAGUCUCCCUUAACGACACAGCGUUCACUGCAAAUGACAUGGGUGAAAGAGGUACGGUUGGAGAGGAAACUCGAGAGCACUUCAAACUGUGCGUGGCUCAGACUAUGCUGCUGGGAAAGUUCCUGGCCUACAUGGUUCACCUGCCCUACUACUGCGACGAGGAGAUCGCAGAGAGCAUCUUGGAACCCCACAUCGAACUGAGGAAACUAAGCACACCGCCCAUCGACAUCCUCAAGUGUCUGACGGACGCGCUGGGAGCGCAGAAGCUGGUCGUGACAGUGCCGUGGGUGGUCGCGUACCUGCGGAUGCUGGACCAAGUGUCGUACCGCCUCCCCUACUACCUGACGGUGUUCGACAAGCUCUUCGACAUCUACUACAACUGGUCGCGACUCGCCAGGCCGUGCUUCCCGCCGCAUUCCCUCAUGCUUGUGGCCUUUUCUCUGGGCUCCCUCUUUGAGGAGCCUGGCUUCCCUAGCUCCAUCUACUUCACGUGGCGGUUCGGCCUGUCCAGCCACUUGAAGAGCAUCCCUCAGCCCAUGCAGGCAGAUGGGGCGGUGGACUCCCUGGAUGUCGUCGACAAGCAGGCCGUGUUCCUGUGCUGCCCCGUGCUGUGGCGGUUCCACGCCGUGCUGACGGCCGCGAGCCGGGACCCCGCCUCCCCCCUCCGCGGUGCCGGGCUGGGGAGGCGGGCCCCGCCCCCCGUGGCUGCCUGCCGCUUGGAGCAGCCCUCCGACCCAGGCAGCAGAGGUCACGAGGUGAACGUGAAGCUGCGCAACAGUUUCUUCAGCCGCCAGCCGGCGUCCACCCUGAAGACGGUGGAGCUGGUCGCAGAGAGGGUGUCUUCGAGCUGCGUCAAGCACAUGGAGACCGUCCACGCCACGGGCAUGCGGCAGCAGGCUCAUGAGCUGUUCCUGGACGUGCUCUCUGCCGCCGAGGUGGACAGCAUGUUCCCGGCAUACAGACCCAGCCUGCUGCCAAAGUUGAGGCACAUAAUGAAACAAGUUGGCCAGACAGUAUCUAAAUUCAUGGUGAAGAACUUUCAGCAUAAGUGCCUGGAGAUUGCCGAACCAUUCUGCGCUUCCAGGAGCCAGAUUGCUCUGGAGGCAUUGUUACCCGACUCGUUCAACGGUGCGAUUGUCAAGGCUUGCUCGGCAGAAGUGACAAAAGAGUCCCUAAAGAGAGUCAAGCGAUGGAUACAUGCUCAUAUUUCUCCAGAGAUGUUCGAGGCGGAACUGAAGGCGGAGCUGGAGAGGAGGCUGCGGCACCUGAACAACCGCGUGGUCCAGGGGAAGGAGUCUGGGGUACUGCUGGAGGAGGGCCGGCCGGUCACGCACCUUGAUGAAGCCUGGCCUCCGCAUUUCGCUGUGAAGAGCAUGCUGAGGAUGAUCCAGUCCGUGAUUGAGCUGCCGCCCUCGGUGGAGCUGGUCGCGAGGGCCAAGGACUUGCUGACGAUGGUCUCGCACAGCGUCCAGCAUCGCCAGGAUAUGAUUCCUGCUGUGGAGCAGCUCAUCUACGCUCCAUUGUCUUUUGAUCUCUUCAUUCAUCUAGUGGUGCGGUGCCACGAGUUCGUGGACGCGAAGCUGGUGCAGAGCUUCGUGGAGCUGUGGCGCCGGCCAGAGCUGAGCCUGGGCGGCCCCCUUGAUGAGGUGAAGGAGCGCCUGAUCUGCCCGCGCAACAUCCACGUGCUGGGCUCAUCCCUGCAGCCCGAGGCGGCCUGGCUGUGCUUCGCCGACGUGUUGGCGACCCUCCAGGCUCUGGGCUUCCUCUCUGCCGAGUCCAUCUCUGCGCAGUUCCUCUCCAUCCUGCAGUGUACCUGGACUCAGGAAAUGUACCACAUGUUCAACAUCUGCAUACAGAGGGUGAUAUCUGUAACUACUGAUGAUAAAACAGAGUACUACAAUUUGAUGAACUUAAUAAAAACCUAUUUUGAAGAGUUUGAAGAAGACGAUUUUCUUGGAGAUGAUCUGGUUUAUGAUUAAUGAACUGUACAUUGUCUUUGUUAGUAAAUGUUUAGUUUGUAAUUAUGUAUAUUUAUUGUUGUCAGUAAAUGCAAAUACAUCCAA
Molecule: messenger RNA, 3959 nt
Organism: Bacillus rossius redtenbacheri
Lineage: Eukaryota; Metazoa; Arthropoda; Insecta; Phasmatodea; Bacillidae
Gene: dlt
Product: codanin-1
Exons: 13
Coding region: 837-3875 (1012 amino acids)
Biological process (GO): chromatin organization
Cellular component (GO): nucleus
Source: RefSeq, a predicted model, not a curated record